CACAGGCUCCUCCUCCUAACUCCCUCCCCUUGCUCCAGCGACUCAGCUAAUCUCCCCGCGGCGCGCGCCCUAAAGUUCUGGGUAAAGUACCGAGAACUGGUCGCGGGAUCGCACGCCGGCCAGUGGCAGAGGACCACGGACCUCCGCGCCGGGAAAGUCGGUGCGCAGCGCGGGCUUCCGCCCACCAUCUGUCGGCGAGUGGCGCUCGGCGCCCCAGUCUCCUGCGGCUGGUGCUGGAACUGCCGUCGGCUGAACCUUGCAGGGACCGGAGAAGCCGGGUUUGCGUCCUUCCCGGUCUGAAGCCUGCACUGGGGAACCACGCAGCGUCCACAGCUGCGGAAAGCUCAGGUGUGCCCUGUCCCAGCAAAGACCAAGAGAUUAAUGCAGCGUCGAUAACCCCGCCGCUGCCGCGGCCUCUUCUUUCAGAAGUACCACACUUAUUCAGGAAUUUCCUGCAAGCCUUCCAAAAUGGUCUUUAGACACACUGGAUAAGAGUCGACACUCGCCUGCGUGGCCUUCAGCCUCUCAACUCCACCAUCUUCUCAUGGCAUUUUGGUUGCACUGAGCCCAAGUGAACAGCUCUUCAUAAUGAGUGAUGAGAAGAACCUGGGUGUGUCCCAAAAAUUGGUUUCUCCUUCAAGAAGCACGAGUAGCUGUUCCUCCAAGCAAGGAAGCCGACAGGACAGCUGGGAAGUGGUGGAAGGAUUGAGGGGGGAGAUGACUUACACCCAGGAGCCGCCUGUGCAGAAAGGAUUUUUGCUGAAAAAGAGGAAAUGGCCCUUAAAAGGCUGGCACAAGAGAUUCUUCUACCUGGACAAAGGAAUCUUGAAAUACGCCAAGAGCCAAACUGACAUUGACAGAGAGAAGCUGCAUGGCUGCAUUGAUGUGGGGCUUUCGGUGAUGUCCGUGAAGAAGUCGUCCAAGUGUAUCGACCUUGACACUGAGGAGCACAUCUACCACCUAAAGGUGAAGUCUGACGAAGUCUUUGACGAGUGGGUAUCCAAGCUCCGACACCACAGAAUGUACCGGCAGAAUGAGAUCGCCAUGUUUCCUCAUGAUGUCAGUCACUUUUUCCCAGGGUCCUCUGUCACAGAUUCUGCCCCAGGAGUGUUCGAGUCCAUUUCCAGUAGGAAGCGUAGCAGUCUGCCAAAGCAGAAUUCAUUUCAAACUGGAAGCAGUUUGUCUUUUUCUUGUGCUGGUGACACUCGAGUUCCACUCUGGCUACAGUCUUCAGAGGACAUGGAAAAAUGCUCAAAAGACCUGGCACACUGCCACGCCUACCUGCUGGAAAUGAGCCAGCUCUUACAAAGCAUGGAUGUCUUACACCGGACAUACUCAGCGCCGGCCAUCAAUGCCGUCCAGGGUGGAGCUUUUGAAAGUCCCAAAAAGGAAAAGCGAUCACACAAGAGGUGGCGGUCCAGAGCUAUUGGCAAAGAUGCUAAAGGAACGCUGCAGGUCCCUAAACCUUUUUCUGGCCCGGUGAGGCUACACUCUUCUAAUCCUAAUUUGUCAACUCUGGACCUUGGCGAAGAGAAGUGUUACUCGGAUGGUUCUGAAGCCUCGUCCGAGUUCUCCAAGAUGCAGGAGGACCUGUGCCAUGUCGCCCACAAAGUUUACUUCGCUUUAAGGUCCGCCUUUAAUAGCAUAUCGGCCGAGAGAGAGAAGAUGAAACAGUUGAUGGAGCUGGACAUCUCCUCCACCCCCUCUGCUCAGGUCGUCGGUCUGAAGCAUGCCCUGUCAUCUGCCCUAGCACAAAACACAGAUCUUAAAGAACGCUUACGCAGAAUCCAUGCGGAAACUCUGUUCCUCGACCCUCCCGCUGUUCCCAAGUCGGGGGACAACCUGGCAGAGGAAAAUUCCGGGGACGAAAGCCGAGCCCUGGUGCACCAGCUCUCCAACGAGAGCAGGCUGUCCAUCACCGACUCCCUUUCCGAGUUUUUUGAUGCCCAGGAAGUUCUGCUGUCUCCUAGCUCUUCAGAAAACGAGAUUUCUGAUGACGAUUCAUAUGUCAGUGACAUAAGUGAUAAUCUGUCCUUAGACAACCUCAGUAAUGAUUUAGACAAUGAAAGACAGACCUUAGGGCCUAUUCUGGAACGUGGCGGGGAAGCCAGGUCCAAAAGGCGGACCUGCUUGCCAGCAAAGGGUCCCAACACCAGCAGUGUCAGCUUGUGGACCAUCCUGCGCAACAACAUUGGGAAGGACCUGUCCAAGGUGGCCAUGCCGGUGGAGCUGAAUGAGCCCCUGAACACACUGCAGCGGCUCUGCGAGGAACUGGAGUACAGCGAGCUUCUGGACAAGGCUGCGCGCAUCCCCAGCGCCCUAGAGAGGAUGGUGUACGUGGCAGCCUUCGCCAUCUCUGCGUAUGCAUCCAGCUACUCCAGAGCAGGCAGCAAGCCGUUUAACCCGGUCCUUGGAGAGACGUAUGAGUGCAUCCGACAAGACAAGGGCUUCCAGUUUUUUGCCGAGCAGGUCAGCCACCACCCACCUAUCUCCGCCUGCCACGCUGAGUCUGGAAACUUCGUUUUCUGGCAAGAUGUGAGAUGGAAAAAUAAAUUCUGGGGCAAAUCCAUGGAAAUUGUCCCAAUCGGCACAACCCACGUGACUCUGCCUGCUUUUGGGGAUCACUUUGAGUGGAACAAGGUGACCUCCUGCAUCCACAACAUCUUAAGCGGACAGCGGUGGAUCGAGCACUAUGGUGAAAUCGUCAUCAAGAACCUGACUGACGAUUCCUGCCACUGCAAAGUGAACUUCAUAAAGGCGAAAUACUGGAGCACUAAUGCUCAUGAGAUCGAAGGCACGGUGUUCGACCGCAGUGGGAAGGCUGUGCACCGGCUGUUUGGAAAAUGGCACGAGAGCAUCUACUGUGGCGGUGCCUCCUCCUCGACGUGUGUCUGGAGAGCGAAUCCCAUGCCGAAAGGCUAUGAGCAGUAUUACGGCUUCACACAGUUCGCACUGGAGUUAAAUGAAAUGGAUCCACUGUCAAGGUCUCUAUUACCACCCACCGACACUCGGUUUAGACCAGAUCAAAGGCUUCUAGAAGAAGGGGACAUAGAGGAAGCUGAGGUACAGAAGCAGAGGAUUGAGCAGCUGCAGAGGGAGAGGCGGCGGGUCUUAGAGGAAAACAACUUGGAGCACCAGCCCCGGUUUUUCAGGAAAUCCAGCGAUGACUCUUGGGUGAGCAACGGGACCUACCUGGAACUGAGGAAAGAACUUGGCUUUUCCAAACUGGACCAUCCCGUCUUGUGGUGAAGAAAGCUAUGUUAGCGUGCUUCCCCAUGUCUGCUUCCGGAAGCAGCACACACCUGUGUCUGUACCUUUAGAAGAUAAUAUCUAGAAUGACCACUUGUGCUUAGCUUAGCAUUGUAAGUACUGAAGUACAUAUUUUCUUCAGUUUCUUUACAAUUUCAAAAUACUAUCAUGGUUGUUUAUACGAAUGUAGAACACCUCGGUCAUUCUUUUUAUAUAUAAACUAUUUAAUAAAAAAUGGAAGAUUGAAUGUUGAUGUGUGGGUUUAAAAAAAAGAAGCUUUAACACUAGUUUUCCAAAGGUAAGGGGGAAAUCAAAUGUAUGCCUUAUAAAAUCACACUGGAGAAGAAGAACACUCUCCCAGGUGCAUUGAGAAAUAAGAACACCCAGCCAGGGUUCUCACCCAUGAACCAGCUAUCCAGGGUUAAUUGGGAGCUGGGAUAUCUUUUUGCCUCAGACAACUCUUGAAUUGCUUAUACAGAACGAGUCUGCCGGUGCUGAAGUACCAAGAAUAUUUUCAUUCUCAUUUUAGCGGUCACGGCGUCUGUAUGGGGUUUGUAGGAUGCAUAUUUUUUAUGUAAGGUGGACUUUGCCAGUCUGGAAGGGAACCCUUCUCUCCCUAUAGUUAUAUGCAACCCCCUAUUGCUUAGAGAAGUUGCAUUAAUCAGAGAAAUCUCCAAUAUUUCACUGUCCUGAUGGCAUCUUAGGGAGGCAGAAGGCAUUUCAUUUUUCCUCAGUGAGAGCCGAAUCCUUAGCAAAUUAAAAAACUACUUUCAGGGUCCUGCCCCACCCCUGGCUUGCAAGUCUUCCCUUUGGCCCCUUUUAAGAAUGGAAUGUCUCUCAUUUAGUACAAGAUAUACAGUAAACAGCCUAUGACCCUCUAAAGCUUGGGUGAAGUCACUGGUGGUCUUAAAUAGCCUGGCACAUCCCUCUUCCGUGUGGCUUUGGUAUUUUCUACCUCUCACUAAGCUCUGUACUCUCAAGCGUGUGUAGACAGUUUGACCAUCUGCCUUAUAGACAAACAUCAAGCAUUGCUGUCUGUGUCAUCCUGAGAAAACCGCAAAGGUUUUACACCUCCGUCCUCUACUCUCUUCUUGUUUAUAAUACUCUGAGGUCUGCCUCUGUCUCCAGUAGGAGCUACCAAAAGGAAGCUGUUGUUCUUGUAAGUGUCUUACUUCACAUUACCAUGGUAGAAUGUACGCAGCAGCUGAAUUGUGUUGUCAAAACAGUUCUGACUUAUGCCCAGAGCACAUUAAAACCAAAGCCUGAUUGUGAAGCCUUUGACUUGAAUGUUUGUAACGAUUCUAUGAAACAUUAUGUAAUAAUAGGGUAAAGAGAUUUCCAUAGGAAGCAUUUGAGGGGGCCAGUGAGAUCGGCUCAGCAGGUAAAGGCACUUACUGUCCAAGCCUGGCUACCUUAGUGCAAUCCCCAGGACCCACAUAAAAGAUGGGAGGAGAGACGGCCCCACAGAGCUGACCCGCGUCCCCCCAAAUAGCCGACUGAACAGUGCCGAGUUUUCACACCAGAGUGUUGACGGGGAAUCGGUGGUCUUUGGAGUCCACAAGUGACUGCCAUUUUAAACAACUCAUUAAAUAUUGGUUCGUUUAUUCCGUUUUAUAGAGAGGCAUCAAGAUGAACACAGUGGGAAUCUCAUUUCCAUUUCUAAGCAGCUGGAUGGCUCAGCUCGAUUCUUUAUUUCCCAUUUCUUGUCUUCUUUUCCCUUUUAAAGUGUUAUCUACAUUCUGCUCACAGACACGAGGAAGCCGGCUGUAGAUUUAAGGGCUCUCAGUGGGGAAACAAACCUGGUGUACACAAUGUGAGGAUAAAUGUGGAGUUUUAGUAAUAUUGACUGUUUAAUAGGCCUGCUCCAGAGGCUGGCUCAAAGGAGAGGGAAAACAACAAAAAACAACACUCCCAAAAACAUACCCCAGGAUGGGUGCCACCUUGUGGCACCAGUUGUUUGAAAAUUCUUAGGUUACCUGAUGGUGCAAUUUUCUGUUGAUUUCAAGUUUUUUUUGGAAUCCCAUCAACAGGUGACCCAGAUGUCACCUCUGCCAUCACCUUAUUUGAAUCGGGGACAGGAAUGAACAAAAUAUGUUCCAGAACCAUGUGUGAAUUCCCUGUCACUGCAAGUGUCUGGAUGGGGGCUUUCUGAAAUGCAGUUGGUCUGGAGGUGCAACCCUGGUAUUUGAAUCAUAAAACUCCCUGCAGGAGGGAGGGGCUGUUGAGUUCCUCCAUCCUGUCUAACACAUCCCCACACCAGGUUUGCUUGUGUAGGACUUGCAUAUUUUAUAUGAAGGACAGAACUAUGGUAUUGUCUGAGAAGAACUAAAGUAAAGGUUAAGUUUCUGGACUCCGAGUUUCUCAAUACAUAAUACCAGUCCGCUGCACCAUUUGGAACUCCUAUUUCAGCCUCUCUCAUUCUAAUUUUCCUGUUUCAAGUUUAUGAUAAACUACAGAUGUUCUCUAGGCUACAGAACCUUGUGCUAACCACAUACUACACUUCAUGUGUUCCUCUUUUCAGUACUCAUGAUCCCCAAACUGCAACACAUCGUGGUUAAGGAAUGGGCAUCUUCAGGAUAACAAAAGGAGGGGGCCCAGUUUCCUCCUCAGGUCCUUGGGUACCUGAAGGAUGGCAUUUCCCCUCCUCCAAAGUGGUAAUAAAAGCCUUAGUGCAACUUCUUCCUGCAGUUCAUGUCCUGAUGCUAGGAUGCUUCUGAUACUAACUAAACAGAGGCAGUUCACUUCCAAGACACUAGUUAUGAAUCUAGUACUAACUAAACAGAUGCAGUGCACCUGUGAGACACUAGGGGGAGUAUGGUACUCACUAAACAUGCAGUGCAUCUGAGACACUAGGGGGUGCCUGGUACUAACUAAACAGAUGCAGUGCAACUCUGGACACUAGGGGGAGUCUGGUGCUAAACAUGUAGCACACCUCAGAUUCAGGCAGGUUCUUGUACUACUAGAUAGAUAGAGGUUCACGUUAGGAUAUCAACACAGUUACCUACUAAGUAGCACGAAUGCCUCAGCUGCUCCCCAGUCUUCCAGUGCAUCUGGGGGGAGGGGGCUCCCUGAGGGAUGACUACACAAGCUGAGUUUUUUAACAUUUACUUCAUGUAGGCUGAUGUUUUCCUCAUACUCUAUUUUUAACUACUGCCAAUAAAUCAUUUGCUCAGCCUUCUAGCACUGCCCUUCAAAAUAGACGUAAGGACUACUUUGCUUUUUAAUGUAGGCUUACUGUGCACGACAGGCUCUCUGAUGGACCGUGGCUAUUACAGACUGUCCUCACACCCGCUUAGCUACCAAUGAGAGCAGUUGCUCAUGCAAUCUUAGGAAAAGCAGCCACAGUGUGUGGGCAGAAUUCAUCUGAAUGCCUUUAGUUUUGAUAUCAACAUCAGCAUAAAUCUUAUUUUUGCUAGCAGAUUAAAGCUGUUUUCUCGUGCUCAAUCUUCUGUGUCAUAUCUAUCUGUGACUUGGUACUUACCUUCCUCUGAUGAAAACCUACAUACUGAACAAGUAUCUUCAAAUCAUAACAGUCUACAGUUUUGAAGUCUGGUUUUAGGGGAUGUGGCAAUCGGAAAUGACUAAUUUAUUUCGUUUGUGUUACCCCCAGAGGAUAUGCUUUGGGCAGGGGAGGGCAAUUGAUACUUGUACAUCUUCUACAUGAUCAUUUGUGAAGUCCAAGUCCCACCUUGCUGCCCAUACCUGCUCAGCUUCCCCAAAAGCUCCUUUCAAUUUGUUGUCUUUCCACCCCCUGUGUGGCUCCUUGACUGAGAAUAAAGAACCUAGUAACAGC
Mesocricetus auratus (golden hamster) is the source of this 7042-nucleotide messenger RNA. It is a transcript of the gene Osbpl3, whose product is annotated as oxysterol binding protein like 3. The record is from RefSeq and is a predicted model, not a curated record. Gene Ontology annotation, molecular function: cholesterol binding. Gene Ontology annotation, cellular component: cytosol; plasma membrane; intracellular membrane-bounded organelle. NCBI's taxonomy places the organism in Eukaryota, Metazoa, Chordata, Mammalia, Rodentia, Cricetidae. The transcript has 24 exons. Bases 589 to 3249 code for a protein of 886 amino acids.